Messenger RNA from Culex quinquefasciatus (southern house mosquito), 2856 nucleotides. Its product is annotated as G1/S-specific cyclin-D2. Gene Ontology annotation, cellular component: nucleus; cytoplasm; cyclin-dependent protein kinase holoenzyme complex. Lineage: Eukaryota; Metazoa; Arthropoda; Insecta; Diptera; Culicidae. Gene Ontology annotation, biological process: positive regulation of G1/S transition of mitotic cell cycle; regulation of cyclin-dependent protein serine/threonine kinase activity; mitotic cell cycle phase transition. The coding region runs from base 449 to 1399 and encodes 316 amino acids. The transcript is spliced from 4 exons. Gene Ontology annotation, molecular function: cyclin-dependent protein serine/threonine kinase regulator activity. The record is from RefSeq and is a predicted model, not a curated record.
UGUGUAUCAAAACGUUCCCUGCCAGGACUCGAAACGGUCAGAAGCCUCUCGGACAGCGAAGAGCUCGGUCGUGUCUAGCCUUAGCUUGCUUGAAACUUGAAGAAAGUUUUUUUUUCUGAAAAAGUGUGGUUAUUUGGGAGUUGGAGUUUUUGGGAAAGUUGAUCUUUAGUGGCGAGGAAGAAGUGAGAUGCACAAGUAGAGUGAUGUUUGCUUAGAAGGAGAAUCAGCAAAAAGGGACGAUCUCGGGGUUUUAAAGAAGGACUUCUAAGAAUUGAGGUCGCAGUGAUACGGAGAACAACUGGAAGGAUUUAAGUGGAGUUCGAUCGUGAGAUAAUCUAACGGUAUUUUGGACAAUCUGUAUUGUGUCGCUGGAAAAGAAGAACAGUAGUGUGAUAACGAUUGAUAUUGUUUUGUGAGUGUGGAAUAACGGAACUUUGUUAGCAACACAAUGGCUCAAGCAAUGGAUCUUGUGUGCAAGGAGAUCAUCUACGAUGAAGUGGACCAUCAGUUUGCCGAACCGGACCCGACCAUGAUCGCGGAUAACCGGGUCAUCCAGAACCUUAUCAGCCUGGAGCGGUUGACCAUUCCGCCGUGCAACUACUUCGGAACGGUUCAGCAGGAUAUCAAACCGAACAUGCGCAAGAUCGUCACCACAUGGAUGCUGGAGGUAUGCGAUGAGCAAAAGUGCGAAGAGCAGACCUUCCCACUGGCGAUCAACUUCUUCGAUCGAUUCCUGUGCGCCUGCCCGAUCGAUCGCUACCACCUGCAACUGCUCGGAUGCUGCGCGCUGCUGCUGGCUUCCAAGAUCCGCCAGUGCCAUCCGCUGACCGUGGAUGUCCUCAGCGCCUACACCGAUCACGCCGUGUCACCCGACCAGAUCAGGAGUUGGGAACUCCUGAUGAUCAGCAAACUGGAGUGGAACAUUACCGCGGUGACAGCUUUCGACUACGUUGACCAGAUCCUGGAACGCGUCAAAUGGGGCUCCGACGAUUCGCGGCUUCGGGAACACGCACACACGCUCAUCCACGUCUGCAGUACCGAAACCAUCUUCAUGCAGCUCGAACCUUCCCUGCUGGCCGCGUCUUGCAUCGCGUCCGCCAGCCGGGGUCUGAACGUGUCCACCAAGAUGGCCGUCGGGUACGACCUGGUCCGGCUAACCAUGCACGAUCUCGUCAAGGUUGACUUUAUCGUCAAGAUCAUCGAGGAGAUCGUGGCGAAGGAAAUCGCCGACAAGCAGGUCCAGCAGCAGCAGCAGCAGGCCGCCACGAGCGCCGGAAGCUGCAAGGAACAGUACCAGCAGGCCCCGCAAAAGGUCAACUCCGGUGGCGCCCCCAACUCCCAGCAGCAGCAAACCGAACAGCCGGAAACGCCCACCGAUGUGCAGUUUAUAUACUUUUAAGGCGAGCACACACACGUGGGAAGAGGGAACUGCUGUUGAGUAUUUUUAUUGCCUCUUUGUCUGAUUCUAAACACUGUUGAAAUUGCAUUUAUUCUCUAUUGGUCACACUGCUUAAGCUUAAGUCUAAAACAGAGGUCGGCGAAGCGAGAACCAUUUUCUGUUCUCUGGUUUGGAAAAAGGGAAAAACCUGCCGCCCAAAAAAAAUUAGAGCAUGUUAUCCAAAAACCAAAAAAAAAUCAAUUCCUCUUAAGAAAACUCAAGCAAAAACAUGGGAAUGCUGCAGGCGCUAUUCAUCAUCCGGCGACGAGCUGCGGGCCCAAGCUUUGAUUCUGCACACUGCUUAAGCUCGACUGGUCGAGCGACGUUAGGGAACCCGGUGCCAUCCAUCAACUCGGCUUUAGCGGCACGUGCCGGAUGAUCGUAUUUUCAAACUUUUGACAGAACGAAAUUUUAGUUUGUACAUAUUUGAGCAUUAAAAGUUUGGCUGAAUCAACAAAAACGUUAGUUAAUUCCUCAACAAGAAAGUUUGGAUCUUUUCAAAAGCAAAAAAACAUGGUGCGAAAUAGUUUAUCUAUUGUUUAUACUCUCUUUACUCUACUUUCACUAGUUUAAUAUCUUGAAUUUCUAGAUUCUAUACUGUUUUCUCUAUUGAUUUUCACACCCUUUUUUCCUAAAACAGUAGACUCAAAAAAAAAGACUUAGCGUAAAGUUACUCAGAAUUAAGAUUUAUCUAUACACAAAACACAAGGAAGAAAAAAUAAGACGCAAAGUUUGUUAAAUUAUUUAUUUAUAUUUACCACCUAGUAUGCCUUCACUUACGCACAAACGCCCCUCCCCUGCGAGCCAGGGUGGGGAAAAAAAGGAGAAGCAAGACCCUUAAUCUUAAGCGCACACGUGCCAAGACGGUGCCACUCUAUUGGAUGUAAAGUUGUAAAGAGAAAACUGCCAAAGAUUCGUUAGCGCAAAGGAGGAAAACCCCACCGAUUCAUAAUUCUGACACCCCCCACAAAACAAGCCAUAAAACACCAUCAAAAACUAGCAUUUAAGUUGCGACAGAAUUUUAAACAUCAAAAAUCUAACAUUUGCCAGGGGCCAGAAUUCGAUCUCAUUAAGAAUUAAUCUGUACAGAAGCGAGCGAAACGUUUUAGUUUAAGGGCUAAGUGUACCAACCACCCGUGUAAAUAUAAGGUUAGUAUCCAAGCGAAAACUAGGAGAACCAGUUGCCUGCAUUAGUGCUACUUAAAAGGAGACAUUUUUUUUUUUUACUUUGCUAAGAAAUUGCUAAGAAAUGUUGAGACUUUUUCACACGCGAACAGUUUUUUUGGACUUUGUAUGCUAUUUUUCUCUAUUAAUUGUUAAUCUAGUCUUAUAUAAGAGAAAUUUAUAAUAAUUUAUACAAGGAAAUCGAUGUAAGCGAAGAGAAAAAGAAGAAAUACAUUUUUUUUUGGUUAAAUUUA